GUUCCGGAAGAGCUCAGUAUCUGCUGAAAUUCUGUCGCCAUUUUCAACGUGACUGCAAGUUGGCCGCAAUAAAAACUGCCGGUUUUCGGCGGAAUUAAAGCGGGUGUGUGCGACGAAAACCCCGCAUUUUGAUAUUUGCGUGCAACCAGAUAGGCGCCCAGGGCAACAGGCAAAAUGAGUGGUUUACCGAGGAGAAUUACUAAGGAGACACAGCGUUUAAUGGCUGAACCAGUACCAGGCAUAGAAGCUAUACCAGACGAAAGUAAUGCAAGAUACUUUCACGUUAAGGUUGCCGGGCCGGCGGAGUCACCGUAUCAGGGAGGCAGUUUCAAGUUAGAAUUAUUCCUUCCAGAGGAGUAUCCCAUGUCGGCGCCUAAAGUACGCUUCAUGACCAAAAUAUAUCAUCCAAAUAUUGACAAAUUGGGUCGCAUAUGCCUGGAUAUUCUCAAAGAUAAAUGGAGUCCAGCUUUGCAGAUUCGGACGGUUUUAUUAUCGAUUCAAGCUCUACUCAGUGCCCCUAAUCCAGAUGAUCCCUUAGCAAACGAUGUAGCUGAAUUAUGGAAAGAAAAUGAGGCAAAAGCUAUAGAAACAGCAAAAGAAUGGACGAGAGUAUACGCAACUGGCAAAUGACAUCACUGCGUCAUCAUUCGGGUUUUGUUGUUCUUUUUCUUCUCUUGUAUAUCGACUCGGCUUUCCUCCUACCAUCUUCUAUGGUGGCCAAAAAAGGACAUCCGACACAGGACUGCCUAUAAGUUAUAGGGCCCCUGUAGUAGAUGGUUUUUGUAUGACAGUUAAAAGAGUGAAAGCAUUUGGAAAAAAAAAAAAAUUAAAAGCAAACACAAAAAAAAAUGUGAUUGUACUGGCCUGGGGAUCACGGUGCUGAGGCAUAUUUUUAUUUAAGUGAUUUGGAACUUUAGAGGGGAAAAACACACACAAGAAGAGAAACAUUUUGUUUUUUUUAAAUAUUGAUUUUGACAGCAGUUGAGCCCAGGCCAGAGUGUGGAUUUGUAAAAUAUGUUGACAGUGUAAUGACUCUUUAGGGUACAAGACCUGAAGCCAUUCUGCCACUCCAGUUGGGCAGUGUUUGUAAUUGGUCAGGUCAAAUUGGGCUUUGAUUCCAAGUUGGGCAAAGACACUUCGUUCAUGAUCCUUUAUGCAGUAGACCAUACUGCGUCUAAAGGAGCAUAUGGGAUAUAAGAACUAUGGGGAAAAUGCUGUAUUGGAGUACAGUUAAAAUGAAACCAUUUUCAGCUCAAUUUGAGCAUGUGUACUGUCUGUCUUUAGGUUACUAAAUGUGUGUUUGUAAAGUCGGCCAUUUUUUUUGUUCUUGUUUAUAGAGAACCAUUUUAAAAGUUAACUGAAGUUUCACUGGACCUUCGCUCCAUAAACAGGGAUUGGUUGUGAAAAACAAAAACAAGAAAACAAACGGGGAUUUUAAGUAAUUCAAGAAACACGUUCACUAUAAUUCAACCAAUGUUGUGGUUCUCUUACAUCAUGUUUAUCUUGAAAAUUUGCGGCAAACUUUAAUAAGCAAAAUAAACGUACUGCCACGGAUGUUCCAGGUUUUUUUUGGUACAUUUAAAAAUGAAAUUAUGUUGAUACAUUUUUUAAUUUUUUUUUAUUGAUUAUUAUUUUUUUUUUUUACUACUGCUGCUGGUCAUGCAAUUUACCAGAACUCCGUAAACAUUUGCACACUGUUAUUUUGAAGAAGAAAAAAAGGGUAUGCCAAAGAAAAUGAACCCCCACACAAAAUAACGUGAUUUCCCGACUGCAGAAUUGUGCAAUGCAAGAGUAAUUCUAAAAUCAAGCAACCAUUCUCUUCAUUACUUAAACCCCCCCCCCCCCCCCCGAAAAAACUAAAUCAGAGAAAAACUUGUAAGUUAUCGUUCUAUAUCAACAUUGAAGUAAUUUACGGUGUCUAAAAUUGUACUUGCGGACACGAUAUUCAUUCAGGUUUAUUGUGUAUCACCAAUUGAAAUGUUGGGGAAAUAUUUUUUAAGUUAUAAACUGCAGUUUGGAAAAGAUUUCAGAGUUUAUACAUUGAGCGAAGGCGGCAUUAGUUUUUUAGAUCACAAUCUGUAUUUCCAGAAACGACAUUACAAAGUGUAUCCCUCGGGGUUCGAACCUGAGACCUUGGACUGCUGCUCCAGUGUAUUUAUGUUUUCACCCAACUGACUUCUUUUGGCGCUGUAUUGGCGCUGUAUUGGCGCUGAACUCCAGUGUGUACUCUGUUGGAACCAUAGAGGGCACCCUUUGCCCAUACACAAGAGGGUGAUGGCAUUGGUUUGCAUUUGUUUAUUACACUGAAUACACCCAACUCAUUAUCGAUGGGGCCUUUGCAAACCUCCAGCAUCUGUGCAUUCUGGCUAUAGCACGCAAGUGUCCUUCAAUUACAGUAAAGUUUUGCAUUUCUACCAGCGAGGGCAGUGCUUUGUGCCCAGAGUCCGCAUGACCAAAUACACUGGCUUAGUGGGUAGAGCACUGGAGCAAUGGUGCAGCAGUCUCAGGUUCUUGUCCUUGGAUGGGUCAAGGAUAUAGUCUUUUGUCAAGACGUUGUAUACAUGUAUUGGGAAUGCACUCCCCUGCUGCAAGAGUGCGUUAUCGUAUCAAAACGCUAUCACCCACGAACCGCUGUCACAACAAUGUCUUGGGAAUCUUGUAAAAUCUCCCCCUCCCCCCUCUUAAAAAAAAGGGGAAACUAGUGAACAUGUGUACUACAGUACAUACACAACAAAAGAACUGCCAUGAAGUUGCACAAAAGUCUGGUAGGGUGUUGAAACCUACUGGCUGAAAUUUUUUAAGUUUGGUUCAGAGCCAAGAUGCAAGGUGUUAAAUGCGUGCUGUAUAGGGGCAAAACAGGUAUGCACGCAUCACACGGCCGCUGCAAGAUUCCAAAGAUGUUAUUGUGAUAGCUGUUUGUUUUGGUAACGGCCUCUUUCGGUGGGUGUUCGCAUAUCAUAUAUACAACGACGUCUUGACUCCAGACUCUCAAAGAUAGUGCUCAACGCACUGUCAUUGCAACAAUUGUACUCAUUAAUUUUAACCUUCAAUUUUUUUUUUGCAAUCUGUUAAACUCUCAAAUACGUGUUUAUCUGAUUGGUAGAUGGAGGUUUGCAGUAACCAGGGUUCUGUACUGAGAAUCAUCCAUUAUCACAGUAGUCUUAAUGGUAACAAUUGUUUCAAAAGACAUUCCCACGAACAUGAAGUUGGUUUGGAAACACUUUUAUAAAAGCCUAGAGCAUGAAUGGAUGUCUGACUACAGUCAAAGGCCGGUGCUAACUUCACGCAAAUGCAAAUGCAAAAUGGAUUUGACGUCGCGAAACUUUCGCUGCGGAAUUCGCUGGAGUUGAAAUGUGUUCAAAUUUUAUGAAUUCGCAGUGAGAAAACUUGCCGCGGCGUUAGAAAUUCAUGUUUGCAUUCACUUUCAUGGCGAGUGUGAACAGGUGUAGCAUGAAAUUUGGAGUCUUAUGAAAUAUGGACUCCUUAGUUGUAUUGCGCAUGCCCGAGUGAAGCACGUUCGAGGGUUAGAAUCCAUAUUUCCAGAUUUCACGGGAGUCCAAAUUUAUAUGACACCGGCUUUAACAUUUAAAAAAUGAAGAUAUGGCUGUGCAUCCGAACCAGCUGUCUAGAGCUAGGUCUAGGUCUGCGCCCAUUGAAAAUGUGCAGGGACACGCUGACAAUAGACGUAGCCGUAGCUCUGGAAGCCCAUUUCGGACACGGCCUGAGAUUAGCCCAGUCCCAAAUCUAUGGAGAGCAAGUGGCCAAAAGAGCCAUUUUUUUUCUCACUGAGCUGCUGCAAGCCUUCAUCCACACAAUGCUUCUCUCGACUAAGUAGCUGUAGAUCUUUUGUUUGUAAACUUGUACAAAGGAAUUUUUAGUUCAUUAGUUUUUUUUCUGUCUUGUACCAAAUGAAAACCACUAACCAUUUGUAAUUUGCAGCAAAUCACUCAAUAAAACAAUGGAUGUAGUUUCCAAAACAGGUUGCGUAUUUGUGGGUUCUAAUUUGCAAAACAAGUCAUCUUGCGUUAUAUAUUUUAAUGGUUAUUUUGCUUGUUUGUU
Patiria miniata (bat star) is the source of this 4059-nucleotide messenger RNA. RefSeq names its product ubiquitin-conjugating enzyme E2 N. Gene Ontology annotation, molecular function: ubiquitin conjugating enzyme activity. Gene Ontology annotation, cellular component: nucleus. The record is from RefSeq and is a predicted model, not a curated record. NCBI's taxonomy places the organism in Eukaryota, Metazoa, Echinodermata, Asteroidea, Valvatida, Asterinidae. Bases 175 to 630 code for a protein of 151 amino acids. Gene Ontology annotation, biological process: protein K63-linked ubiquitination; DNA damage tolerance. The transcript has 5 exons.